AUGAAGCUACAGGAUGAACUUGACAGUGCUUAUUCGUUAUGUUUUACACCUGAUGGACACUGUUUAUAUGCUGGUUAUAAAAAUGUAAUUCGAAAAUUCGAUGUUAAUCGUCCUGGAUGUCAAAUCUCUGAGUUAGUUACAUGGAAAAAGGAAACACGAGGACAGAAAGGGAUUAUAUCAGCUCUUGCUGUGAAUCCUGUAUUACCAUCGAAUUAUGCGGCUGGAUCAUACAAUAGAUCAGGCAAAGUUUUCAAAUUCUCAUUAUAAAA
Messenger RNA from Thelazia callipaeda (thelaziosis nematode), 269 nucleotides. The record is from the annotation of a GenBank genome assembly. NCBI's taxonomy places the organism in Eukaryota, Metazoa, Nematoda, Chromadorea, Rhabditida, Thelaziidae.